This is a messenger RNA of Vairimorpha ceranae, 468 nucleotides long. RefSeq lists its product as hypothetical. The transcript has a single exon. The coding region runs from base 1 to 468 and encodes 155 amino acids. The record is from RefSeq and is a predicted model, not a curated record. NCBI's taxonomy places the organism in Eukaryota, Fungi, Microsporidia, Nosematidae.
AUGAAAAAAAAUGAGUUACAUAAAAAUGCAUUAUACGAUUCAGAAGAUGACUCUCAACUUAUCUUUAAAAACUAUACAAAAGAACAAUAUUUGAAUAGCCAUACAAAAGAACAACAUUUUAAUAAAUAUACACAGAACUUACAAAAAAUAAACAGUAAUAAUAUUCAAAAAAAUAAAUCAUUUUACACAAAUCUAAGUUGUCCUGUUCUGACACAACAAGAAAUUAAUCUUCUAGAAAGAGAAUUUAUUCUUAGGAGACUAAAAUUUAAUAAAUCUAACGUAAGAAAACUUGCUAAAGAUCUUGGACUGCCUCAUAAAAAAAGUAUAAACUAUUUUAUGUCGAAAGUUAGAAAUGCGGGAGAAGAGCUUAAUAGUGAAAAAUACAUAAGAGAUAUUAAAAAUAUUAUGAAUAGCAUUAAUAAGUCAUGGAAUAAAUUUGUAGAUGGAUGUUAUAGAUACAAUAUGUAA